AUGAUCAUCAUCAACCGGUAUGAUCGUCUCCAAAUGACACAGGAAGAGGCAAUACCAAACCUCAACGUAGGAUCCCUUGAGAUGAGUUUUUCACAGAUCUACAGAAGACUUCACCUUUAAGGCAGGACUCAGAUGAAGUCGUGGACUCCACCGUGAUCUAUAAAGAGCCCUGUCCAGCUCAUCUGUAUCAGCUUCUCAUCAUCAGCAUCAUCUGAGUUCCAAAGCAAUCUCUUCUCUCGCUCUUUCCACAUCAAAAACUAUCCAUCUAACAGAAUCUUUUCCUGUUACUACUUCCAACCAUCACCAUGAAGUUCACUGUUGCUGCUGUCCUUGGCUUUGCCAUCACCGCUCUUGCCGUGCCCUCUGCUAACCAGGGAGCCGGCCAGCCCAAGAUCACCCAGAUCUCCUACCACGAAGCCAAGGGCCAGUGCACUACUGGCGAUAUCUAUUGCUGCAACAACAAGCACGAUGAGAAGACCGGCGGCCUUCUCAACUUGCUCAAUGACGGCCUCAUCAAGAAUCUGGACGGCCAGAGUGACUCCAGCUGUGCCAGCACGAGCCUUAUCAAGGAGCUCAACUUGCUUUCCUUUGCCACCCAUGGCAAGGACGACAAGGACAGCUUCUGCAAGAACGUCAUUGCCUGCUGCCCUGCUGGUGGAAAGUGUGAGGCCAUUAGCAAGUAAAUGGCGCAACGGCUUGGACCUGCCUGUUUCAUAGGCACAUCGGAUGCGGGAGGAGUGGUGGAAGUAGGUUGUUGAGUGUCGCAUCCCAGGGUCCGAAAGCUCAGAUUGCGCUGUCAUCAGUUGGCCAUCUUUCCGCAGGAAUCAAGAGCCUGCCGUUGUCUGUGAUUUGCAACGGGGAUAGUGUUAGAUUAGAUAAUACAAGAAUAGAAGGGGAUUGUUAACAUCAGAACA
Molecule: messenger RNA, 914 nt
Organism: Aspergillus caelatus
Lineage: Eukaryota; Fungi; Ascomycota; Eurotiomycetes; Eurotiales; Aspergillaceae
Exons: 3
Coding region: 306-683 (125 amino acids)
Source: RefSeq, a predicted model, not a curated record